GCCGGUGCCCUGUGUCCUUUGGACACAGCAGAUCACAGAAAGAGCCGAAGAUGUCGGCUCGGUCAUGUGAUCAGCUGUGUCCAAUCACAGCUGAUCACAUGGGACAUGUACACUGAUCAUCAGGGCACUGAUGAUCAGUGUGCCCUGAUGAUCAGUGUGGCCCCAGAAGUGCCACCUGUCAGUGUCCAUCAGUGCCAGCAGUCAGUGCUCAUCAGUGCCACGUGCCAGUGCUCAUCAGUGCCACGUGACAGUGCUCAUCAGUGCCACAUCAAUGCCACAUAUCAGUGCAUACCAGUGCACAUAAAUGCCAUAUAUCAGUGCCCAUCUGAGCUGCUUUUCAAUGUCACCCAUCAGUGCCAGUCAAUGCCACCUAUCAAUGCCAAUCAGUGCCACCUAUCAGUGCCAGUCAGUGUCGCCUAUCAGUGCGCAUCAGUGCCGCCUAUCAGUGUCAGUCAGUGCCGCCUAACAGUGCCAGUCAGUGCUGCCUAUCAGUGCCAUAUAUCAGUGUCAUGUAUCAGUGCUGCCUUUCAGUGCCCAUCAGUGAUGCCUGUCAAUGCCCAUCAGUGCAAACUGCCAGUGCCUCCUCAUCAGUGCCCAUCAGUGCCACCUAUCAGU
Staurois parvus is the source of this 615-nucleotide messenger RNA. NCBI's taxonomy places the organism in Eukaryota, Metazoa, Chordata, Amphibia, Anura, Ranidae. The record is from the annotation of a GenBank genome assembly.